UUUCAGUAUGCAUAAACAAUGACCGACACACUUGAUCUGAAGCUAUCUAGUCGUCGUCAAUGGAACCCGGUGAGAUGUCCAGUUCGUCUGGAAGUCGACGGAAGUGCUCAAACUCCCACAUCUCUAGUCCAAACAGCCCUCAAUAAUCCGUCAUUCGACCUGGUGAUUGCCGCGCCAAACGGUCAAAAUGUGUACAUACCGUUUACGGAAGAUAGAAAACUAUUCACCGCAAACAUCGCCGACGACCCAUCGACUUCAUCUUUGAUUUCGCACUGCCACUUUGAAGGUGUAACCGAGGAUGGACGGCAUGCAUUGUCGCUGUGCGAUCCAGGAGAAAUCACGGGACUUCUUAUGACGCAAACCAAUCGGUUCGGUCUUUCCACCUCCAACAACGGGUCUUUCGUUUUAAUACCAUAUGUGGAGAACAAUUGUGAUCUCGGCUCACUAGUCCAUUCCUCGUCUCGGAAAAAACGUCAGAUUGGAAAACAGAAUACUGUGAUAGAUCGUAAUCCAUCAUACAUCAGGGAACAUCUGGAUGGGAGGAAGCGAUUUGUCGAGUUGGCGCUGGUCGCCGACUAUUCUGUGUAUACCAAAUAUGACUCUGACGAGAAGAAAGUGAACGACUACAUGCAGCAAACCAUGAACAUUUUGAACUCGCUCUAUUUUCCUCUCAACAUCCGGAUCACGUUGGUUCACUCUGAAAUCUGGAAGAAGGGAGAUCAAAUUUCGGUGAUUCCAGAUUCAAAAGAGACGUUGAACAAUUUUAUGGAAUACAAGAAGAUUAUGCUCAAGGAUCACUUUUUUGACACUGGAUACUUGAUGACAACUCUAAAAUUUGAUGAAGGUGUCGUAGGAAAAGCAUACAAAGGAACAAUGUGCUCGUAUGAUUAUUCUGGAGGAAUUUAUGUGGACCACAACAAUGAUACGGUCGAAACAGUUGCGACUUUUGCUCACGAACUCGGCCAUACAUUUGGAAUGGAUCAUGACCCGAAUGACAAGGACGUGUGCUACUGUCCAAUGCCACGAUGCAUCAUGAAUCCCCAAUCUGGGCAUAUGGAAGUUUGGUCAGAAUGUAGUGUAAAGAACUUGGCCAGUGGUUUCAAUCGUGGUAUUGACUUGUGUCUGUUCAACGAGCCCGGCAAGAAGCCAAGCGAUGCAAAGUGCGGGAACGGAAUCGUCGAGCCAGGCGAGGAGUGUGACUGUGGACCAUUGAAGUGUGACAACCAUUGCUGUAAUGGCAGCACUUGUAAGCUUAUCGGAGAAGCUGAAUGUGCAUCUGGAGACUGUUGUGACUUGAAAACUUGCAAGCCAAAGCCAAGAGCAACUGUGUGCCGAGCAGCAAUCGGAAUUUGUGAUCUGGACGAGUAUUGUAACGGAGAAACAAACGAUUGUCCGGCAGACUUUUUUGUUCAAAAUGCUGCAUUGUGUCCAGGAAAGGAAAAUGAGUUCUGUUACGAAGGUGGCUGUGGUAGUCGAAACGAUCAAUGCGCAAAGUUAUGGGGUCCUACUGGGAAAAAUGGCGAUGAGAACUGCUAUCGUAAAAACACUGAAGGAACCUUUCAUGGAAACUGCGGAACAAAUGCUCACACCAAGGAGAUUAAGAAAUGUGAAACUGAAAACGCAAAAUGCGGUCUGUUGCAGUGUGAAACCCAGGCUGAACGCCCAGUAUUUGGAGAUCCGGGUUCCGUCACAUUUUCGCAUAGCACAGUGUACUCCUCGUUGAAGCGUGAUGACAAAAAGUUUUGCUACGUAUUCAAAUCUGCAUAUGGUGGCUUAAAUGCUCCGGAUCCGGGUCUUGUUCCAGAUGGAGCAAUUUGUGGUGAAGAACAGAUGUGCAUUGGUCAAAAGUGUCAUAAAAAGGAGAAGAUCAGCAAAGUGACAGCCCAAUGUUUGGACAACUGCAACUUCCGUGGAGUCUGCAACAAUGUUGGAAAUUGUCACUGUGAGCGGGGUUUUGGUGGAAUCGCUUGCGAAAUUCCGGGGUAUGGAGGAUCCGUCAACAGUAACGAAGCGUACAGAUUCCGAGGAAUUACACUGUCGUCGACAUUCUUGGUAUUUUUCUGCUUGUUUGGAAUUUUUAUCGGUGGUCUUUGUGUUUAUUACAGAGUUAAACGGAAGCGAAAUUUGGUCUCGGAAUGGUGGAGUGUUGUCAAGAAGAAGUUUGAUUUACACGGAGACCUCGUACCCGUUCGCAAAGCUCCUCCGCCACCCUAUGCUCAACGAAUUCGCCAAAGCUUCACUGCAAUGUGGGGUGAAGAUCAUUCUCAUGUGGCGGUCGCUCAACCGGCUCAUCCUCGAAAUUGCUACAACUCGUGCUGUCGUCAACCACCACGUUUUGAUCCACCGUCAAUUCCAAUGGUUACUUUGAAGAAUCCAAAUCUUGCUAGUCCAACGCCAUUGCUGAAUCCAGCAGAGAAAGAAGAGCAAAAUCAAGAAAGAGCAACGCAUCAGCAUGUGGAACUCUAUCCAGUUGCGGAAAGUUUCAGAAGUGAUUCGGCGGCUUCCUUCAACACGCGCACUGGAUCCUUCCGUCCCAAUGUACAACCACCGCCCGUUCCUCGACCGAGUGAUGACGUACUGAGUAAACUGAAUGAGGACCUGGCAAAGGAGAAAAAUGCGAAAUUUGAUCGACUAAACAAAACGUUGCCACUGCCACCACCACUACCCAAGGAAAAACCGAAAACUGCAAGUUCUACGAGCCUGAGAAGAAAUGAGAGUAUACGACCCGAGCAGGCACCACCACCACCUCCACCAGCACAUGCUAUUUCAGAAACCUACACUCCCUACGAAGCAACCCAAAGUCUCUGAAGAUGCAGCUGCAACCGAAGAAAAAGUAGAUGUUCGCUCCAUGGCUGCUAUAUUUGAUCAAAAGCUCAAAAAAUAACCGGAUUCUCUCAAUCUUAAAUUUCAAAUUUUCAAUUUAAAAUUUCUGAUGUUCAUAUUAAAACCUUUCCCUGAUCCUCAAAAACUCGUCAAAAACCUUGUGUUACACCUCAAACUCAAACAGUCUUUUCAACGAAUGUCCAAUUUUGGAAUCCCCUGUGAUAAAUUUAUUAUCUAUUUUAUACUAUGUUUUAUCUGCCCGUUGCUUUCAAACUUCUCCCCUAUUCCAAACAAAACCCUUUUUUGCCACUAUGAUUCCAGUAGGAUUUUCUAAUAUUUCACAUUAUUAUUAUUUUCCGUUUGAUUACGCGUACCUGUGAAUUUGUAUACGUUGAACUUGCCUGUUGAGACAAAUAAAUUUUGCCUGGAUACACUCAU
Caenorhabditis elegans is the source of this 3261-nucleotide messenger RNA. It is a transcript of the gene adm-2, whose product is annotated as Disintegrin and metalloproteinase domain-containing protein adm-2. Gene Ontology annotation, cellular component: endosome membrane; lysosomal membrane; plasma membrane. Gene Ontology annotation, molecular function: metallopeptidase activity; metalloendopeptidase activity. Gene Ontology annotation, biological process: proteolysis. The coding region runs from base 19 to 2808 and encodes 929 amino acids. The transcript has 19 exons. The record is from RefSeq and is marked reviewed. Lineage: Eukaryota; Metazoa; Nematoda; Chromadorea; Rhabditida; Rhabditidae.